Molecule: messenger RNA, 4042 nt
Organism: Prunus avium (sweet cherry)
Lineage: Eukaryota; Viridiplantae; Streptophyta; Magnoliopsida; Rosales; Rosaceae
Source: RefSeq, a predicted model, not a curated record
AAAGCCUUUUACAUUUGCUCACACCCAAACUCUUCAAGUAAGACUCAUCUGUUUUCUGACGACAGUCAAACACUGAAACAAUUAUGUUGGCUUCCAUGGCCAACCAACGAGCCUCUUCUUCCUCGGCUUCCUUCACCAAUUCAUGGAAAAACCAGGUCUUUCUGAGCUUCAGAGGGGAAGACACGCGCCACAACUUCACAGACCAUUUGUAUAGCGCUUUAUGUCAACAAGGCAUUAACACCUUCAGGGAUGAUGAUGAGCUCAGAAGAGGAGAAGAAAUAUCAAGCGCGCUUCUCACAGCAAUUGAAGAAUCAAAGAUUUCUGUCGUUGUGUUCUCUAAAAAUUAUGCCUCUUCAAAGUGUUGUUUGGAUGAACUUGUUAAGAUUCUUGACUGCAAAGAAUCAAAUCAACAACUGGUCCUGCCAGUUUUUUAUAAGGUGAAUCCAUCAGAUGUACGAAAUCAGAGAGGUAGCUUUGGGGAUGCACUGGCUAACAUGGAGCGCAAAUACAAAGAUAAAAAGGACAAGGUCAAGAAAUGGAGGGCAGCACUUUCACAAGCAGCAGCUUUGUCAGGGUUCCCUUUGGACGAGCAUGAAUCUGAAUCUAAAUUUAUCCAAAAUAUCAUUGAAAAGAUUUCAGAACAAUUAUUAAAGCAUGAGUGUAUGAAAGUGGCAGAGCAUCCAGUUGGAAUGCAAGCUCAAGUACAAGUUAUGAAUGAGCUUUUAGAUUUGGGGGAAAACGAUGUUCGUAUGGUAGGGGUAUGGGGAACUGGUGGAAUAGGUAAGACCACAAUUGCUAAAGCUGUUUAUAAUUCAAUUGCCCACAAAUUUGAAGGUUGUUCCUUUUUGGCAAACGUUAGAGAAAGGUCAACGUCGCAUGAAGGUUCAGUCGGAUUACAAGAGAAUCUUCUUUCUGACAUUCUAAAGGUAAAAAAUUUGAAGGUGACUAAUGUUGAUAAAGGAGCCAUUGUGAUACAGGAAAGGUUGAGUUGUAGAAAGGUUCUCUUGGUUCUUGAUGAUUUGAAUGACAUGGACCAGUUACGAAACUUAGCUGGGGCAUGUGAAUGGUUUGGUGCAGGCAGUAGAAUUAUCAUAACAACAAGGGAUAAGCAACUGUUAACUGCUCAUGAUGUUAAUUUAAUACAUGAGGUCAAGAUUUUACGUGAUCCUGCAGCUCUUGAGCUCUUGAGUUGGUAUGCCUUCAAAAGAAGUGAGCCUCCUUUGGGUGAUUAUGUGAAACUUGCAGAACGUGCAAUGCGCUAUGCUCAAGGCCUUCCUUUGGCUUUGAAAGUUCUAGGUUCUCAUCUAUAUGGUGGAAGUAAACAUAAAUGGCAAGCUGCAUUGGAUGGUUUCCAAGGCACGGAAAUUCAAGAAGUUCUCAAAAUAAGUUACAAUGCCUUGGAUGAUAGAGUAAAGAAGGUUUUCCUUGACAUCGCAUGUUUCUUUAAGGGUAAAAGUAGAAACUAUGUGACAGAAGUUUGUGAGCUAAACGCUAGAUAUGGCAUUGAAGUACUCAUAGAAAAGUCCCUCAUAAGUGUUGAACAUGGAGAUUAUAUUCAUAUGCAUGACUUACUAGAAAAGAUGGGUAAGGACAUAAUUGAGCAGGAGUCGCCCACUGAACCUGGAGGACGUAGCAGAUUGUGGUUUCAUGAAGAUGUUGAGCAUGUUCUGACUAAAAAUACAGGAACAAAUAAAAUCACAGGCAUCAUGUUAGAUUUCCCCAAACAAGAUGAGGAGGUAUUCUUGGAUGUUGGCAGAAGCUUCUCGAAGAUGAAAAAUCUUAAAAUUUUCAUAAACUAUAAUGUAUGCCUUUCUGGAUACGCUAGUUCUAUCCCAAGCAAUUUGAGAGUGCUUGAUUGGUAUAGAUGUCCAUUCCAAUCUUUUCCAGCCAAAUUUUGUCCAAAGGCACUAGUUGUGCUCAAUCUGCCUUACAGCCGCAUCAAACAAAUAAGGAAGAGAUUGCAGCAUUUCACAAUGUUGACAUUUUUGAAUUUGACGGGCUCUGAAUUCCUAACUGAAAUUCCCGACUUAUCCGGCAGCCCAAACCUAAGGUCCUUGGAUGCAUAUGGUUGUAGAAGUUUAGUUAAGGUUGAUGCAUCAGUUGGUUAUCUUCAUAAACUUGAAAUUUUGGAUUUGAGUGGAACAGCUAUAAAAGAGUUGCCUUCAUCAAUUGGAUAUCUUCAUAAACUUGAAAAAUUGGAUUUGAGUGGAACAGCUAUAAAAGAGUUGCUUUCAUCAAUUGGAUAUCUUCAUAAACUUGAAAAAUUGUAUUUGAGUGGAACAGCUAUAAAAGAGUUGCCUUCAUCAAUUGGAUAUCUUCAGAAACUUGAACAAUUGUAUUUGAGUGGAACAGCUAUAAAAGAGUUGCCUUCAUCAAUUGGAUAUCUUCAUAAACUUGAAGAAUUGGAUUUGAGUGGAACAGCUAUAAAAGAGUUGCCUUCAUCAGUUGGACAUCUCACUGCGCUUGAAUAUUUAGACUUAGCUGAAUGUGAAAACCUUACAAAUCUGCCACCAAGUAUUUAUGGGUUUCAGAAUCUCCACACUCUUAAUCUCAAUCGAUGCCCAAAACUAGUCACACUUCCAAAUAACUUGAUCUCUGAAGAAUCACUUCCUUUGGAGGUUUUAACUAACUCAAACAUUCCACGUGACAACUUUAGCUCAUUAGCAGUUCACAGGCGAUGCAGGAUUCAAUUUCAAGAGUGCAAUGUAUCAGACAUUGAUUCCUUGGAGAAUUUUGGUUGGUCGUCCAAAGUAUGGAUAAUUGAUCUGUCCAACAGCAAUUUGGUUAGUCUUCCUGUGUGGAUUUGCAAAUUUGUCAACUUGGUGCGACUUUAUUUGCGUGGUUGCAAGAGGCUUGUGGAAAUUGAAGUACAACUGCCACCGUCUAUAAAAUUUAUGGACGUGAGUGAUUGCGUAUCACUGGAAAGAUUUUCAACAUUGUCAAAGAUAUUUGUCAACUUGGAGGGACUUUAUUUGCGUGGUUGCAAGAGGCUUGUAGAAAUUGAAGUACAACCUCCACCGUCUAUAAAAUUUGUGGACGUGAGUGAUUGCGUAUCACUAGAAAGAUUUUCAACAUUGUCAAAGAUAUUAGAAGACGGAGACAUGCAAGGCAUUAGUCGCAUGGACUUGUGUUGCCAUAGGCUGUGCAAUAAUCUAGGGUUGGACGCUGCAAAGAUGGCAAAUAUUUUACUGAAUCAGCCAGUGAAGAGGUAUAAUGUUAUUAAUGUUACACUGCCAGGCAGUAAAGUUCCAGAGCAGUUCAGUUUUCCAGACAGUGAUGUUUCGGUGUCGUUCAGUUUUUGUACGGACGUAGGUGUGCUUCUUCUGAAUAGUAACUCUAAUCACGAACACAAAAUUGAAAUUCCUAUUGAAAUUCCUUGGACUUUCGGAUUGGAGAACACAAAAUUGGUUUUGUGUACUGUUUGGGAAAUUACGGAAUCAUGUGUUCGGCCGUGUGAUUUUGGAUUGUCGUUUUUUAUCGAUGGAGUAUGCACAGACUAUGGUCGAAAUUGGUGGUCAGUGUCAGGAGAGACAGGGGCACGUCAUGUCUGGCUGCAAUAUGUUCCAUUACCUGCUCACACGAAGCCGAAGGGUGAUGAUGAUGGAAAGAGUGAUGAUCAAUUGAAGCCGUCUAUUUCUCGAAUUAUUACUGUUUCCUGCAUAGGCGGCAAAGGGUUGCUCUUCAAAAGCUUAGGGGCCCACCUGGCUCAUAUUAGCAUGCCAAAGGAUGGUGAUGAUGGCAAAAAUGAUGAAAAUGAAGAAAAUGAAGAUGAAGAUGAAUAUGAACUCUCUGCAUUUCAAUAUGGAUCUUUUUUAUGAUGGGGGUGGUAGUGCUGAUGUUGAUGGACAUAAAUCCACCUCAAUCUACUGCAGACUCUAAUACUAUGAUUGGAUGAUGAUGAGACCUGAUCUUUGUGUUGUUGUAAUGAUGUUUUAGAACUAUGGUAGACUAAUUUUUGUAUUUUAUGUUGUGAUAAUGUUUUAGAACUUGGAUUAAUUUGUGACUGAUGUUAAACUGGUUCUUCAAAGUUAAACUAGUUGGA